Messenger RNA from Pelobates fuscus (common spadefoot toad), 1614 nucleotides. RefSeq names its product DBH-like monooxygenase protein 1. The coding region runs from base 1 to 1596 and encodes 531 amino acids. The record is from RefSeq and is a predicted model, not a curated record. The transcript has a single exon. Gene Ontology annotation, cellular component: secretory granule membrane. Lineage: Eukaryota; Metazoa; Chordata; Amphibia; Anura; Pelobatidae. Gene Ontology annotation, biological process: octopamine biosynthetic process; dopamine catabolic process; norepinephrine biosynthetic process. Gene Ontology annotation, molecular function: dopamine beta-monooxygenase activity; copper ion binding.
AUGGCCUACUAUAUGGACUAUUAUACAGAUGAAAACAGGGUUCUCUAUCGAGAUUCACAGCAGGAUUAUACACUGAAAUAUGCAAAGGAGAAUGGCACACACACACUUCUUAAAUUUAGCAGAGCUCUUCACACAUGUGAUUCAAAUGACAGAACUAUAACCGAAAGCACAGUGAGAGUAAUUUGGGCUUACCAUGCAGAUGAUAUGGGAGCCACUGGUCUCAUAUACCAUGGAUCAUAUCGAGGACGGAAAAGCUUACGAUUACUGAACCCAGAGAAAGACAGUGCACUACCGUUGGAAACUCCUUAUUUCAAUUUCACAAAUGUAGACGUUCCUAUUCCAGAUAAAGACACAACAUAUUGGUGCCAAAUGUUCAAGAUGCCAACACUCAGUAAAAAACAUCACAUUGUUAAGGUUGAACCACUGAUACAAAAGGGCCACGAGAAUCUUGUGCAUCAUAUUUUACUAUAUGAAUGUGACAGAAAUGCCAGUGAUGCAGUCCUGGAUUCUGGACAUGAAUGCUACCAUGCUAACAUGCCCGACAUCUUUCUUACAUGUGAAACUGUUCUUUAUGCAUGGGCCAUUGGUGGAGAGGGAUUCUUAUAUCCACCUCAUGUUGGUUUAUCAAUUGUAUUGUCAACAGACCCUAAAUAUGUUCUUAUGGAAAUUCAUUAUGAUAACCCAUCACAUCAAGAAGGUCUAACAGAUAAUUCAGGAAUACGUUUGUAUUAUACUCCACAUGUAAGAAAAUAUGAUGCUGGCGUUUUAGAGAUGGGCAUUUGGGUCAGCCUCUAUCACAUGAUUCCACCAGGUAUGCCAGAAUUCAGCUCUGAAGGACACUGCACUAUGGAAUGCCUGGAAGAGGCAUUGAAUAACGAGAAGCCAAGUGGCAUCCAUGUAUUUGCUGUUUUGCUACAUGCGCACCUGGCGGGAAGGGGUAUUAAAGCACGUCACUUCAGGAAAGGAGAAGAACAGCGAUUGCUGGCCUAUGACAAUGAAUUUGACUUUAACUUUCAGGAGUUCCAGUAUUUGGAGGAAGAAAGGACAAUUUUACCUGGAGACAAUUUAAUUACUGAAUGUCAGUAUACCACCAAAGGACGAUCUACAAUGACAUGGGGUGGACUGAGCACCAGAGAUGAAAUGUGUCUGUCCUACUUAAUGUAUUAUCCAAGAAUUAAUCUUGCCAGAUGUGAAAGCAUACCAGAAAUUGCAGAACAGCUUCAUUUUAUUGGUGUGAAAGAGAUAUAUACACCAGUGACGUCUUGGCCUUUUAUUAUCAAGAGUCCCAAAAAAUACAACAACCUCACUUUCACAGAUGCAAUGAACACCUUCCAGUGGUCACAAAAGAAAGGACACACAUUUAAUGACCGUGUACGAAAAAUGCAAAUUAAUGUUAGGUGUUCUAAGUAUGAAGGCCAUGAAUGGAUGGUUCAAGGUAUGAUUGUUUCUUCACCCAAAGUGAAAAAAACCCAUGAGCAAGAACCAUUUGUUUGUCUGUCUCUCUCAAACUGUUUAAAUUCUGAUAUGUUAAUUUUCCUGUUGACUACGUUACUCAGUAUGUUCUACAUACUAAAUGACCAUGUUUUGCAUUCAUAAAAAAAAUCCAUGUAUUUU